This is a messenger RNA of Schizosaccharomyces cryophilus OY26, 4237 nucleotides long. RefSeq names its product exonuclease II Exo2. The coding region runs from base 70 to 4092 and encodes 1340 amino acids. Gene Ontology annotation, molecular function: RNA binding; 5'-3' RNA exonuclease activity. The transcript has 3 exons. Gene Ontology annotation, cellular component: nucleus. The record is from RefSeq and is a predicted model, not a curated record. Gene Ontology annotation, biological process: rRNA catabolic process; nuclear-transcribed mRNA catabolic process. NCBI's taxonomy places the organism in Eukaryota, Fungi, Ascomycota, Schizosaccharomycetes, Schizosaccharomycetales, Schizosaccharomycetaceae.
CAAAAAAUAAUAAUAUACUAAUAAUUUACCCAUACUACAAAACAAUAAGCAUAAAAUACAUUAAUAGAUAUGGGAAUUCCAAAGUUUUUUCGAUGGAUGAGCGAACGAUAUCCGCUAUGCAGUCAAUUAAUUGAAAAUGAUCGGAUUCCUGAAUUUGAUAAUUUAUAUCUAGACAUGAACGGUAUUUUGCAUAAUUGCACGCACAAAAACGAUGAUCACUCGUCGCCUCCACUUCCCGAAGAAGAAAUGUACAUUGCGAUUUUUAAUUACAUUGAACAUCUUUUUGAAAAAAUCAAGCCAAAAAAGCUUUUGUAUAUGGCUGUCGAUGGCUGUGCUCCUAGAGCAAAAAUGAAUCAACAAAGAAGCCGACGUUUUCGAACAGCAAAAGAUGCUCACGAUGCACGCUUAAAGGCAGAAAAAAACGGAGAAGAUUUUCCAGAGGCUCGUUUUGACAGUAAUUGUAUUACCCCAGGAACUACAUUUAUGGAACGAGUGUCACGCCAACUCUACUAUUUUAUUCAUAAAAAGAUUACUAAUGAUUCCAAUUGGAGUAAUGUUCAAGUUAUUCUAUCUGGUCAUGAUACUCCAGGUGAAGGUGAACAUAAAAUCAUGGAAUAUAUACGUAUUCAGAAGGCACAACCCGAUUAUAAUCCCAAUACCCGCCAUUGCUUAUAUGGCUUGGAUGCAGAUUUGAUUAUGCUUGGUCUUUUGUCUCACGACCCUCACUUUUGUUUAUUGAGAGAAGAGGUUACUUUUGGUCCAGCAAGUAAACGCCGCUCUAAGGAGCUGGCAAAUCAAAAAUUUUACUUGUUACAUCUGAGUCUCCUCAGAGAAUAUUUAGAGUUUGAAUUUCAGGAAUGCCGUUCUACCUUUCCCUUUAAGUAUGAUCUCGAAAGAAUUCUUGAUGAUUUUAUUCUAUUGGCAUUUUUCGUCGGUAAUGAUUUUCUCCCUAAUUUGCCAGGUCUUCACAUUAAUGAAGGUGCUUUAGCAUUAAUGUUUAACAUUUAUAAGAAGGUAAUGCCUAAUGCCGGCGGCUACAUCAAUGAACACGGUGUUAUUAAUAUGGAUCGCUUGGAACUUAUAUUACUAGAACUCGAAAUUUUUGAAAAAGAAGUAUUUCGUGCUGAAGUCUAUGAGUCAAAAAAGCAACCAGCAAAUGAAAAACAAUCUUUUGAUUUUCAAAAAUAUCUUAAGACUUUCACUGAUGAUAUAAAAGCUCUGACAAGUGAGCAGAAAGAUUUUUAUGUAACUAUCCGCAAAUUUUUGUCUUCUCGUGACCCCUAUUUAGACUUCCCACCAAAUCUAUCGGUAACCAACCAACGUUUUAUCCGUCAUAUUGCGAAUGAAUUGCAUCUUUCUUGUGCUAAGUUAGCGAGAGCGGAUGGCACCGAGCACCUGAGGGUUGCUUUUAAAGAUUUGGCAUUUGAUGGUGAUGAUGAAGUAGAACAGGAUGAGAUUGAAAGAGUUCUACAAAAGUAUGACCAGCUCCCAUUGCUACUCGAAGAUCAGCUUAAACAAGAAGCCAGCGUUGAAGAUGAUUUCAUCCAAUGGAAGGAUGCCUAUUACCGCGAGAAGGUACACUUUAGCUACUUUGACGAAGAUGCUUUGCGAGAUAUGACUCAAAGAUACGUCGAAGGUUUACAAUGGGUUCUCUUCUAUUAUUACCGUGGUUGUCAAUCUUGGGGUUGGUAUUAUAAUUACCAUUAUUCUCCCAAAAUUUCCGAUGUUUUGAAGGGCUUGAGAGUGAAAAUCGAUUUUAAAAUGGGAACGCCUUUCCGUCCUUUUGAGCAACUUAUGGCCGUACUGCCAUCCAGAAGCAGUGCACUGGUUCCUCCUUCUUUUAGAGAACUUAUGUUCAGUUCUGAAUCCCCAAUUAAAGAUUUUUAUCCCGAUGACUUUGCUUUAGAUCAGAAUGGCAAGACUGCUAGUUGGGAAGCUGUUGUGAUAAUUCCUUUCAUUGAUGAACGUCGACUUUUGGAUGCUUUGCACUCUCGGGAGAAUCUUUUGACGGAUAAUGAACGCGAACGUAACAAGUUUAGACCUCCAACUUUGUUUACUUUAGCUGAAAACUAUACAUCUACUUUUCCUUCUUCACUGCCCUACGUAUUCCCUGACUUAAUUACAAGAUGUGUCGAACAACCAUACCAGCUCCCAUCUAUGGAAGGUAAACAAUAUUUGGUUGGUUUAUGCCCAGGAGUUUAUUUAGGUGCCUUCGGCAUGGUAGGAUUCCCAUCGUUUCACACAUUGAAGCAUACAGCGGAACUCUCUUUUCAUGGUAUAAACGUUUUUGGAAAUGAAAGCAAAAAUCCGAGCGUGAUUGUUCACGUUCACAAUCAAAGACAAGCAUUAACAAAUGAACAGCUUGCUGCUCAGUAUAUCGGUCGAAGAAUAUUCGUAGAUUGGCCAUAUCUGCGUGAAGCUUUUGUUGAGAGCGCCACAGACGAGAAUACUGUCUACCAAAAAUUCGACGGUAGACUUGAACAGCGAGAGUUAAAUGAAAAUGAAAAGAAACUCUUUGAACGAAAGGUCUCCUCUAAAAGCAGAGAGUAUAGCAAGCGCUUCGGUGUACUUUCAGGAGAUAUGCAUUUUAUGUUGCAAGUUCGCCCUAUUAAAGGUUUACAGUACACCCAAGAAGGUGCUUUGGUGAAAGCUUUUAAUGAGAAUGUUUUAGAUGACUACCCAAUUCAGUUGGUCGUCGAUAAAAUUGCUAUUGACGAUCCACGUUUUGUUGAAAAAGAAGCCCCUCCUGUUGAGGUUGAAUAUCCUCCAGGUACGAAAGCGUUCCACUUAGGUGAAUACAAUUAUGGCAGACCUGCUCAAGUGAUUGGUUGUAAAAAUAACAAGCUGGCUAUUUGGCUCUCUACCGCUCCAGGUUUGGAUGCUUCUUGGGGUCGUAUAAUCGUGGACGAUGCCAAAUCUAAGAAAAGGUAUUAUCCUUCUUACGUUGUUGCUAAAAUGCUCAAUUUGCAUCCUCUGCUUUUAAGUAAAAUUACGGCUAGUUAUCUCGUCACAGUUGGCAAUAAAAGAGAGAAUAUCGGUUUGAAUUUGAAGUUUGAUGCCAGGAACCAGAAGGUUUUAGGAUACUCUAGGAAAAGUGGUACCGGGUGGGAGUUUUCUGAUAAAGCAAUCUUGCUGAUAAAGGAAUAUAUGGAUACUUUUCCGCAGUUAUUUCAUAUCCUUACCACACAUGCUACCAAAGAGAAUGUGACCGCUAAUGAUUUGUUUCCUAAGGAAGAAGGGGGAAAGUUAACAGCUGUUAAGGCUUGGAUGAAGGAAAAGGAAAUUAGUUCUCUCCAUCGAGUAGCUUUGGAUGAAGAUGCCUUGGAUACAGAAAAUAUUCAAAUGAUAGAAGAAAAAGCUGCCUCUGUUGAUUCCACUUACCAAGUUCCUCGAAAAGUUUUUGGUGUUCCUCGUUAUGCUUUACUUAAGCCAUGUCAAACUAAGAGUUUGCUUCACCGACAAACAUUUUCCUUGGGUGAUCGUGUUGUUUAUGUUCAAGAUUCUGGUAAAGUUCCUAUAGCUGCUUAUGGUACGGUUGUCAGUAUUGCAUCCCACCAGCUUGACGUCGUUUUUGACUUACCAUUCAUGAGUGGCACAACACUGGAUGGGAAAUGUUCUCCAUAUAGAGGAAUGCAAGUUGAACCCUCCAUGAUCUUAAACGUAACUGAUCCUCAAUUUGUCGUUACUACUCGUGCUGGAACCGCUAGAAAGAAUAAGUCUGAAACAAGUACUAGUCCGUCUCGUCCUAGACCAACUCCUUCGAGCCGCCUCGUUACCGAAUAUAGUUCAGCUUACCCAACUCCACCUCCUCCCUCUACUAGUGCCUGGGCCAAAAAUGUAGAAACAAGAUCAUCAAAUGACCAGUCGUUGCAUAGUGUUCCUCCUUUACCUUCUGGAAACACGAAACUCGAUAAUAAACCGAUAUUUAAACCAAAUAGGAAAUCGACGCAAGCAAAUCACUAUCGUCAUUCUAACGGACAUUCACCAAAUCAUAGAGGACGAGGUGGUAAACGCGGAGGUAGAGUAUAUCGCCCAAACUCCGAGACGCGUGAUGUUACAAAAAAACUAAAUGAAGUUCAAAUUCAGGACUAAAUUCAGAUAGAUACAAUCUUCUCAUGAUCUGUAUAUGGCCCUUACUUUUUGGCAUUUUUGUUAGUUUACAUUUAGAUUGUUUUCUAUAGAGCGAAUAAUUAUGAAUUAUCUAAAUAUCUAUAUGAAUCUAAUAUUUGAAAUUGUG